Messenger RNA from Polyodon spathula (Mississippi paddlefish), 5071 nucleotides. RefSeq lists its product as uncharacterized. The transcript is spliced from 2 exons. NCBI's taxonomy places the organism in Eukaryota, Metazoa, Chordata, Actinopteri, Acipenseriformes, Polyodontidae. The coding region runs from base 136 to 4308 and encodes 1390 amino acids. The record is from RefSeq and is a predicted model, not a curated record.
UGCUUGUGCCUGUUCCUACAUUUACAUUUGUCAAAAUGACCUGAAAGAAAUUUCUGCCAGAACUCGAGUGAUUCUGAAGACUUGAGCCAGGCCAAAGCAAUAGAUGACAAGCCCCCUUCCUCUCUGGAGCAGUUUAUGGCCAAACUGUGCCCCCAUCACCAGAAGCAGAUUGUUGAUGCCUUGGGGUUCCUGCAGAAUGAAGUAAAGCCUGUAGCAUUCUUCACUCCUUCUCAAAGUCCACAGAAAGUGAGCCCUGAUGCCAUGGCAGAGACAGACUGUAGCCCUGUCUGCCAGUUGCAAAUAACUGUGGCCCCUGGCACUGAGCAAGGGACCAGCUCUCUGAAUCCCCCUUUUAAUGAUUCUCAGAAAUCCACUGAAAUUCCAACCACCACGGGAAGCAUUAAUGACUCCAUAGAAGUUACGAGUGCACAAAACAACACAAUCGAACAAGCCUCUCUGACUACAGCUUCAAAAGGAAACGCAGUUCCUGCUUCAUCUUGCCUGUAUCGUUCCAUCCCCCUAGACCACCUCCCUCUGGUUUCUGGAGAUCUUAAAGAAUUGAAAUGCAGCGAAACUGGAAGAGAGAACAUUGGGCACUCUGACAAGGUGAAAAGCAACCCAAGUUGUGGCACCGUUUGUGUCAAUAAAGUAGAUGUAGCAAAUAGGGUUAUAGGCUCUUGUCCCACUGCUGGCACUUUAGACGAUCUGCAGAGCAGCUCAGACACUGCUUUGUAUUCAAACUUAUAUGGAGCUUCCCAAAGUAUUGGAGUGGCAUUGGCACCAGGAAGCCUCCAUCCUUCACUAGGAAGGACUGGUCAGCUUUUUGAUCACCUUUAUCAUGCAGAAAAAAAUGGUUCAUUAGGUGAUACCAAAGAUGUGUGGCUUGGCCUGAGCCCUAGAAGGGCAACAAAGACUACCGUUUCUUUCAGAUGCUCAAGCUCCCCUGCUUCACCUAAGACAGCCCGAAAGAGUAUCGGGGGGCCCUACCUGAGGCCCCGUAGUUCUGCUCUCUGCCAGAUCGUGAAUGACCUUGAUAAUCAGUGUGACAUUGUUUACAUCAGCAAGCCCAUUACGGAAUGCAAUCUGGUGCCACAGAAACCUAUCUUCUCCCAGCGGACUGCUAGAAAGAGCACCAGAGGCCACAUGUGCAGCGAAGAGUACUGGGAGUUGAAAACUGUCCGCACACUGGCUGGGAAAUCUGCUGCCAAUGGCAAGAGUAACUGCCCCUCUUUGAUGCCAGAAUCUGUUACUUUGAUAACACCCAAACAGAUGCUAGCUAAGCCAGACAGUGUCCCACCAACAGAUGUACCCUUUGCUGGCAGCUGUGGCGAGACCCUUGCCCAGAAUGCACCCUCAAAAGAAACACUGGUCAAGGAGAUGGGUGGAGAUGUCUAUGCUGUGGGCCAUGAUGCUGCGCAAAUUGUUGAAACUAGUAAGACCGACCAACCCCAGCUCAAAGAUGGCACCUCCCAAACUUUAAAAGCUCUACUUUCAUUAGUGAAGCAACAAAGCAAGGAAACGGAGCACCAGCAGACAAAAAUGCCUUUAACUAACGAAAUAUGUGCUGAAACCGUGACCCAGACGGAUCAGUCUGAAGAAGACCCUUCCAGCGAUAGACAAAAGGAUGAGAAAGAAUUGGAGUCAGGGCAACCGGAAGAAAUCCCAGUAUCAGCAGCAGUGAUAGAAGGAAGUGAGCUGGGAUCAGAGAUGCUCUUGGAAAAUACUGUCAAAACCUGUGCCAGUGAGCUGCAACCCACAUCAAGAUCCACAUCUCCCAUGAUGACUCCUGAUGAUAAUCUACAAGUAGAGGACACAAGAAAUGAUAUAGGAACCAUAGUUGAGACCAUGGAGCUGCAGGAAUCAGAACAGCAGUGUACAUUAAUGCAGUACAAUAAUGCAGUAAGUAACAAGGGGAGUCCGAAAGAUAAAAUUGUUCUGCAGCAGAGCAGUGAAAGUUGUCUCUCCGCUUGUGGUUCACAGGAUAAAGAAAUGGAAGAAGAAUCAAGAGGCACUGUAAUGGAAAUGGACGUGAAGCAUGAAGCAGUGGAGGUAGAUGAUGGAAGGAGCACUCCUGAAAGUACAUGCAUGAAAAAGCGGCACCGGAAAGUGUUUGCCACUUCAGACAGGCUCCUGCGGAGUCGGCAACAGACAGGGAUUUCUGAUGAGGCCCCAUCCAAUAUGGGAGAAACCACAUCAGAGACCACACCCAGCCCUCUGCACGUUCCUGAGCUGCAAGUCACCCUGUUUAAAAGUCCUGGAGCCAAACGUUUCCGCAAAUCGGUGGAGUUAAAACAGACAGAUGUAGUGAGCUUCCCAGCAGACUGCUUCCACAAGACCAUACUUGAGGGCAUUGGUGAUCCAGACAACAGCCUUGAGGACUGCUCUGAAAGCAGCUCUGACGAGGAGAUAGAAGAGAAGAAUGUUUUGCGGACUAGACAAAAUUACAAAUCUGUGUUGGCCAAGGAACUUGAAAGCGACGAAGACAGAGAAGGUGGAAGCAUCUCUACCUUCGAAAAGGACCUUACCAGCAAAAGGGAAGGGCUGUGGGUAACUGUGAAGGCCAAUUCAGAGAGGAGGAGAGUGCUCCUGUCAGAGGAAGAGGGGGUAUCACCUCUGUUGAACAGUGAACUAGUGGGAGGCAAACCUGGUGACUCCAUGGGCAAUAUUCUGGAGAGAUCUAGCAAAAUGCAUCCUGAUAAAGGCAGCAACUGCUUGCUGAAUGGGAGGGGAAUAGUUAAACCCAUGACCUCCAAGGAAUUAAUGAGGCACAAGAAGCGAGUCCUUAAGUCUUACAACUUGCAGUGUCCUGAGGUAUCCAUGGUAGGUGGAAGAAAGGGAAUAAGCAAGCAGUGUCAAGCUAGGGCUGAUGUCUGUCUGCAGCCUGAUCCAUUUGGCUUGACGAAUGUUGACCUCUCUGUGAAAGACCCACCCAAGUUCUUGGAGGCUUUGACAGAAGAGGAGAACCAAGACCUCAUCACCAACCUCAAUGCCAAGUAUGAGAAGGUGCACAAAGGCUGGGUGCAGCUGGAGAAGGAAGGCCAGCCUGCACCCAAACCAAAAAACAAAGCGGACAGGCUCAAGGAGAUAUGGAAGAGCAAACGCAGGGUCAGAAGGUCCAAAGCUCUAGAUCAACAGAGGUUUUCCCCAGUGCAGAUGCUAUUCAUGAAGACCUUCAACCUUUCCAACAUUUGUCAGUGGUUCCUGGAGACAACUGAAACCAAAUCUCUUGUUAUAGUUAAAAAGAUCAACACUCGCCUGCCAUCUGAAACUCAGCUUUGUUUUCAUAACUCCUCUUCCAGUGUUGUAGGGUCAUCACGUGAUGUCUACCCCAGCAUACAAGCCGAGCGCUUGAAGAAACAUCUAAAAAAGUUUGCAAUGGCCUCCCCAGCCAAGAACAAUUUAAAGAACCAAAAGCUGUGGGCCAGAGCCUGUGAGCAUACAGGUGCUGAUGGCAGUAGCAAAGAGAGGCUAAGAAAAGAAAUAUCCACUGCCACUCGUAUUUCCACUAAACCAAGCAGUAACCAUAUAGCUCCCAAGGUGCAAGUAGUUAAGAAUCAGAAGACCCCUCAGGGGGUUAAGAGCCCAGCAAGCGCCAGGAUCCUUAGGAAGUACUCCAACAUCCGAGGGAAGCUGCAGGUGCAGCAAUACAGGCUAAAGACAAAUGAGACCUCUGGAAUGGACCACAAGAGCAUGCAUAUGUCUCCGAUGUUGGCCUCUGGUCCCAAAUCAGGGGGUUCACAGAGGGUGAGACCUCUAGAGCCUAAGGUGGAAAAGAAAAUUGGAAACAGAAUGACCAAGGUUGAUGCUCCUCCUGUGACCAGAAAGGGAGCUGCAGAGGAGUGGGGAACCAAGAGCAAAAGCAGACAAUCUGCUCUGUGUAACAAAAACAGGCACAAGAAGCAGCCGCUGAAGAACACACCAGUGGCAGCUCGAAAACCUCAAAGAAUUUCUGUGGCUGCCAACAUUUCAGAAACAAAACAGAAAGUCAAAAGGCUUAACACAAAACAACCCAAAACUUACAAAGAAGCAGAUAGGAUGCAAGCAACUCCACAGCUGAGAGGUAUGCGAUUUAACCCCAAUGAGCCCAGUGACUCAAAAGACCAGAGCAAGUCUUCCAAGACGAGAGCUAUGACCAGCACUUUUCCCCCACUUAGCAAGGUGGCUGUGGUGUCAUCCCAGGAUCAGGUGCUGACUCGCUCUCAGCGAAAGCUUGAAGUUUCUGGCAGUUUGGGGCUACAGACAAGAAAGAGGAUGAAAGACAUACAACCCGCACUGUCCAAACGUACCAGAAGGUCCAGCGUCAACUGAAAUAAACAUUUUGGAAAGCAGGUGGAGGUGGAGGUGGUGGUUGUGUGGUUAUAAUGUAGAUGGGGUUGUGUUUUGGGAGACAAAUAGAAAAAAAAAUUAGCCAUGUAAAAACUAUUGUAAAGCGAUUAUAUGUUUUUGAGUGUAAAACUUGCAUUAAAGAUGUUUAAGCUCCCUCCAUAAGCUUGAGCAAGCCUUUAUAACCAAAUAAAAAAUAAAAUGCCAGUAAACAAUGUACAAGAAGGAAUGUGUGUUUCUGGGAAAAUGUGAUAAGGAAGUAUUGGCUAUUUGGACAGUAGUAGCUACUGAAAUACACACCUCCAACAAUAUUGGGACACGUGACUAAAUUCAGAACUGGGGGAGGGGUAUUUGUUGUCUGUCUUACCCCACUUACUGAGCACAUAAUUUAGUUGUACAGUAUUUCAUAUUUGUACAUAUGAGAUGCAAAGCAUAUGAAAAAUGGAAUAUGUUUAUAAGUGCUGCAUAUUUGGUGUUUUUAGCAUCUCUUUUUAUUUAGAAUUUUUUGAAGCUCGUAUUCAGAAAGCUGAAGAAAAUGUGCUUCUGCCCUAGUUUUUUCUCUAAUGUAAAAGGUGAGCGCAUCAGUCUAGGUCAGAGUGGUUGCUAUGAGUACCAUUGCUAUGGAAGAAUUAAAGUAUAUUUUCUGAUGCUAUGAAUAUAGGCUGUUGUUAAGAGGGAGCUGUGGUUUUAACUGUAAUCUAUUGUAAUGGUGUUCUAACAAAUCACAAGACUGGUUUUAAAAUAAAGG